This is a messenger RNA of Glycine soja, 1556 nucleotides long. Its product is annotated as serine carboxypeptidase-like 17. NCBI's taxonomy places the organism in Eukaryota, Viridiplantae, Streptophyta, Magnoliopsida, Fabales, Fabaceae. Gene Ontology annotation, molecular function: acyltransferase activity, transferring groups other than amino-acyl groups; serine-type carboxypeptidase activity. The transcript has 14 exons. The coding region runs from base 134 to 1507 and encodes 457 amino acids. Gene Ontology annotation, biological process: secondary metabolic process; proteolysis. The record is from RefSeq and is a predicted model, not a curated record.
GUAAUAUAUAUGAUCUGAUGCAAACAAGAGGUUUGACUUUCGUGAAGUUCUUUCGUCAUUGUUAGUUUAAUAAGUAUUCUCAUUAAGCGUCUUCUUUGUUACUCAUUUUUGGUGCCACAAGCAUAGUGAGACAAUGGUUAAGGUCUGGAAGCCAUGGUGUGUUUUGAUUUCUGUGCUGCAUUUGUUCCUCCACACCACAUCUUCUGAUUUCAUCGUCAAGAAUCUACCAGGUUUUGGGGAUCUUCCGUUCACAUUGAAUACUGGAUACAUUGGUGUUGGACAAAGAGAAGAGGUGCAGUUAUAUUAUUACUUUGUUGAAUCUCAAAGGAGUCCUUUGAAUGAUCCUCUUCUACUUUGGCUUGUUGGAGGUCCUGGUUGCUCUGCCCAUUCUGCUUUCUUCUAUGAAAAUGGGCCAUUAAUGUUUAAUUUUCACGAUUUUAAUGGGAGUUUUCCACAGCUUCUAUUGAAUCCGCACACUUGGACAAAGGUACUCAACAUAUUAUAUGUGGAUGCACCUGUUGGUACGGGAUAUUCUUACUCUAAAACACAAGAAGGCUAUUAUAGCAAUGACGAACAAUUGGUGGAACACAUGUAUGAUUUUUUCCAUAAGUGGCUGGUGGAUCACCCUGAAUUCAGAUCGAAUCCACUUUACAUUGGUGGUGGUUCUUAUUCUGGCAUAGUUGUUCUUCCCCUGGUUCAGAAAGUAUACGAAGAUUAUGAAACUGGACGCUCACCAAUCCUGAACAUCCAAGGCCUUGUGCUUGCAAGUCCAAGACUUGACUCUUUCAUGGACAAUAACACAAAAGUUGAAUUCGCUCACCAACGAACACUUAUAUCAAAUGAACUAUACGAGUCAAUUAAAUCUAAUUGCAAUGGUGAUUAUGUUAAUCUUGAUCCUAACAACACAAAAUGUAUGUCAGAUUAUGAAGCCUACACUGAGUUAGUUCGUUACAUAAAUGAAUAUCAAAUUUUGGAACCAAGUUGUGUGAUUGCACCUAAGGAGAAUCAAAGAAUUCUUUCUCAAGAAUUAAAUUAUAUCCACCAAACUAAAUUUAGGUGUCGGGAUGACUUAUAUGCAAUUGGAGAAUUAUGGGCAAAUGAUCCACAUGUUCAGAAGGCUCUUCAAGUUAGAGAGGGAACAAAAGAUCACUUCCAACGAUGCAAUCGCAGCGCUGCAUAUACAUGGAACGUUCCUAGUGUGGUUCAAUACCUUCAUAAUCUUACAAACACAAACAUGCGAUCUCUAAUUUAUUGCACGGAUCUUGACAUGUCGAUACCGUAUCUUAGUUCACUUUCUAUUGUCAAGUCACUUAAUUUGAAAUUUGAUAUGACUUGGCAUCCAUGGUUCGUUGAUGGUCAAGUGGCAGGAUAUGCCGAGGAAUACAAAAAAAGUGAGUAUCACCUAACUUACGCCAUUGUGAAGGGUGCAGGUCAUGUGGCGCAAGAGAGUAAGCCUAAGGAGGUAUAUGAGAUGAUUGACAGAUGGUUGUCAUUUUUUUAUAUAUGAAUAAUGCAUUAUUUAAUAUGUAUACAUAAUUUGGGAGUUUUAGUUUUUA